AUGUAUGCUCAGAUUUGCACUAGACUUGAUAUUGCUUUUGUGGUAAAUGUUCUUGGACGAUAUUUGUCUGAUCCUGGGCGUGAUCAUUGGGUUGAGAAUAUCCGAGUUGUUGGUUAUUCAGAUUCUGAUUUUGGUGGUUCUAUGGAUGAUUUAAAGUCAACUUCUGGAUAUAUUUUCACUUUGGCUGGCGCAGCUAUUUCUUGGAAAAGUGUAAAACAGACUUUGAUUACUUCAUCUACUAUUGUUGCGGUUUUCUUUACUAAAACUAAUAAGAUUAGUGGUGCUUCGAAGCAUAUGAAGAUCAAGUAUCUUACUGUCAAUGACCUAGUCAAGAAAUGA
Messenger RNA from Humulus lupulus (European hop), 339 nucleotides. RefSeq names its product secreted RxLR effector protein 161-like. Bases 1 to 339 code for a protein of 112 amino acids. The record is from RefSeq and is a predicted model, not a curated record. Lineage: Eukaryota; Viridiplantae; Streptophyta; Magnoliopsida; Rosales; Cannabaceae. The transcript is spliced from 2 exons.